Cucumis sativus (cucumber) is the source of this 1959-nucleotide messenger RNA. RefSeq names its product multiple organellar RNA editing factor 1, mitochondrial. Gene Ontology annotation, cellular component: mitochondrion. The transcript is spliced from 4 exons. The record is from RefSeq and is a predicted model, not a curated record. Gene Ontology annotation, biological process: cytidine to uridine editing; mitochondrial mRNA modification. NCBI's taxonomy places the organism in Eukaryota, Viridiplantae, Streptophyta, Magnoliopsida, Cucurbitales, Cucurbitaceae. Bases 844 to 1758 code for a protein of 304 amino acids.
ACUCGCUCGCUCCUCAACCUAGCCGUGUCAUCUUUUCAACGCUCUCCGUCCCUCCCUCUUUCUUCCUUUCUACAAGUCCCUCCCAUUUUAAAAAUUUUCGCUACCCCUCCCUAAUCUUUUGUUUUGCCUCACAAUAAGGUUAGUAGUCAUUCCCUCUUUCAUUUGUCUUUUAUUCCUUUGUCCACCACCCUUCCUCGGCUGCUGGCUGCCCCCUUUCGUUCCGCUCCCUUCCAUUAAAUUUCUUUUAAUCUCUAAUCACUCUUUCUCUCAACAUCACAAUAAGGUUAAUUUCUUCAAUCUCGGUUAGUAUUUGAUUGUUAAUUUUUGGUAGCCAAGAGUGUAUUUGCCAUGACAUCUUUAGAACACUGGAUAAUUAUUAAUAAAAUAAAAGUACACUUGCUCAGAAAAAUUAGAUGAAAUUUGUCUGAUUUUAUAAUUCAACUAAUGCUCAAAAUUUUGAAAUAUUCUUAAUUUUAUCCAAUAAUCUGCAUAUUUCAUGUUGCUCUUAUAACAAAGAUUCUUAGUUUCCAUCAAACAAUAAUCUAUAAUGUUCACUAUUUUCUUCGCAAUUUUUACUUCCUAUAACCCAAAUCCCUAAUAUUUAAUUCGUUCACUUCACGUCCGUCGCCCGAUUUCACUGGACCAUCCUUUCCAUAUCUCUCCGGCGUGCUACCACCGCCGGUUGUCUUCUCUCCCGUCAGCUUCACUUCUUCAUUCACCUCGUCUACUUCGAAUCUCUGUUCUCUCCUUUUUCGGUCUUUCUUUCUACUGAAAAAUCAACGGAAAUGUGAAAUAACACCUGUCUCGUUUCCUGUCCAUUCCGAUCACACUUUUGCACCGCUGAUGGCACUUCAUUCACUUCGUCUCUGCCGCAUUUUAUCCGCUCUUUCCGCCUUCCACCACUAUACGGCACGUCAAACCAGCCACUCUAAUUUCUGUCCUUCUGUUCCGUUACUAUCUAAAUCUCUGGCUAUUAUCUCACCACAUUGGCCACUGAGGCCACUGAUACCGUCGUCAAUGGCUUCAUAUUCCCAAUCAUCAUUUGGGUCCAACAACAAAGAUGACAAGGUGGGGUCCGACACAUUAGCAUUGGAGGGCGCCGAUUACAACCACUGGCUCAUCAUCAUGGAAUUUCCCAAGGACCCAAAACCCACUCCCGAGGAGAUGGUUUGUGCCUACGAAGAAACCUGUGCCAAAGGCCUAAAUAUUAGUGUGGAAGAAGCAAAACAGAAGAUGUACGCUUGUAGUACUACAACGUACAAGGGGUUUCAAGCUGUGAUGACAAAGGAAGAAUCAGAGAAAUUUCGGGGUCUACCUGGUGUUGUGUUUAUAUUGCCUGAUUCUUAUAUUGAUCUUGUAAACAAGGAGUAUGGAGGAGACAAAUAUAUAAAUGGAGUCAUUAUACCAAGACGACCACCCAUUCAAUCUGGUGGAGGGCAGGAGAGAAAACAUCAGACAAGAAAUCCUGAUCAACCAAUAUAUGAGAGGGUAUCUAGAUCAUCGUCGAAUAGGCAAGGUAAUCCAUCCUUCUCCCAACAGGGUUCUACACAAGGAGAUGGACGCCAUUUCAUAGCUUCACAAAACUAUUCGCCACGAGGUUCACCUCAAAAUCACGGUCCCCCAGGUCGUAGAGAAAGGAGAGAUCCUUCACAUAUGAAUAGCAAUGCUUCUGAAGGAAGAGGUCCAAUGCCUUACCAUCAAACUUCCAUUGGCUUCCCAUCAAGGAAACUACCAUUAAAGGGUGCAGGUAAGUUAUAACCAUUCCAUUCUAGCAUGUUUCUUGUAAGAAAACAAUCAAGGGGUGUUCGAGGAGUUCGAGGAGCUAGAAUGUAAACAGGAUUACUAGAAAUAAAAAAGUGAUCAAAUAUGUGUUGGAUCGGGGACAAGAACAAAAUUAAAGCAUAAAAAAUAAAAAUGAUAUAAAUGAAAUAAGAUUAAUAUUACAAUUCAAGUCGAAAA